AUGUCACGAGCACAGCGCACGCCCGAAGAUUCCGGCAAAGUCGAAGAGAAUGCGGGCUCUGCAAAAACGCUCAAGCCAUCUGACACUCCUGGCGCUGCGCCGCCCGUGACGCGCCGGAGUCUUCCCGCUAUAUUUGGUGGUGCCUUUUUCAAGUCGCCCCCUGCCCCGCCGUCCGCGAACAGUAAAAGCUCGCGACGGCCGUCAGCGCGAGGUGUUGAUGCGUCCACGCCGGCACCAUCGGUGGCACAGGGGCAUGAAGGCAACUUGACGGAGCAGCAGCAGCAGAUUCUUGAUGCAUUUACCAAGGAGCUUGUUGAGAACAAGAUUAUCUCGCUAGAGAAUGCGCCACCAUACCAAACGACACAGCUUCUCCGCUUUUUGCGUGCGCGUAACUUUGACAAAAAGGCCGCGAUGGACAUGUAUGUACGCACAGAAGAGUGGCGCAAGAAAAUUGAUAUGGACCGCCUGUACGAGGAGUUCUCCUUUACUGAGCGCGCCCAAGUCGCCCGCUAUGGGUGGCGUAUGUAUUUUCACAAGACCGACCGCAUGGGUCGCCCGAUCUUCAUCCAAGACCUGUCCGGUCUUGAUACAGAAAAGGUGUUUUCUGUGACUACCGCCGAUCGCAUUGUACAGAACUUCGCCGUGACAUUGGAACAUGCCGUUCGAGAGCGCUACCUGGCAUGUACGGCGUCUGCAGGCCGCACCGUUGACGACAACUUGAUGAUUCUGAAUGUGCAGGGACUAGGCCUCAGCACGUUUUGGUCUAUGAAGAACAAGCUGCAAGAGCUGCUCGGCAUUCUCGAUAACAACUUCCCCGAGCUGUCGGGGCGCGUUCAGAUCAUCAAUGCCCCGAUGCUCUUUACGACGGUGUGGUCAUGCAUCAAAGGAUGGCUCCCGACGCAGACUGUCGAGAAGAUCGAUAUUUGCGACAGCGACUACAUGCCCAAAAUUCGUGCGUUGGUCGAUAUGGAAAACUGGCCUAAGCACCUCGGCGGCGCAUGUACAUGCGGGAGGGACAGCAACGAUAACGACGAUGACGACGACGCUCACGAAUCACGACCAGCAUGUGAAAUAAGCGACGCGGGUCCAUGGCCGAAACAGCCUGGUUUGUAG
Malassezia restricta is the source of this 1113-nucleotide messenger RNA. RefSeq lists its product as uncharacterized. The record is from RefSeq and is a predicted model, not a curated record. NCBI's taxonomy places the organism in Eukaryota, Fungi, Basidiomycota, Malasseziomycetes, Malasseziales, Malasseziaceae. The transcript has a single exon. The coding region runs from base 1 to 1113 and encodes 370 amino acids.